AUAGACAUAGUAGCUGCCAACUAAAUCAAAUUAACAAAGUCAAAGUGAAUGAGUCUUCGCCCGUCCCACUAAAAUAAAGUGCCGUCCGUCCAUCACCCUUCAACUUCAACCCAACGGUCACAAAACAUAGAACGAAUCAAACAAACAGCGAGUCCUACGUUGUUCUGUCCUGUCCCGUGAAGCCGUCUUUGAUUCUCACCACAGUUUCCCGCGUCACCCUUAUUCUUUUCUUUUCUUCCCUCCCACUCCUUCUCCUAACAACAACCUUCAAAUUUUUUCAUAACAACCUCAUUCUCCUCAAAUUCAAUAUUCCCAACCAUGUCCCUCUUCUUCUUCCUCCUUCUCUUCUCCCCUUUUCUCACCCCCUCUUUUUCCCAAACCCCCCCUCUCAAAGGCUUCCUCAUCAACUGCGGUUCUUCAUCAAAAACCAUCAUCAACAACCAUUCAUGGCUUCCCGAUUCAACCUUCAUCUCAUCAGGCACACCGAGAAACAUAACCUCCUCAGUUCUAAUUCCAUCUCUCAAAACGCUUCGUUCUUUCCCUCUCCAAGUCAAAAAACACUGCUACAAUAUUCCGGUGUAUCGCGGCGCAAAGUAUCUGAUUCGGAGUACUUUUUUCUACGGAGGAGUCAACGGUCCUGAUCACCCUUCGCCGCCUGUGUUUGAUCAGAUCGUUGACGGGACUCUGUGGACCGUGGUUAAUACUACGGAGGAUUAUGUUAAUGGAAAUUCAACUUUUUAUGAAGGGGUUUUCUUAGCUAAGGGAAAGUUUUUGACUUUUUGUAUUGGGGCUAAUAGUUAUACGGACUCUGAUCCGUUUGUAUCUGCUUUGGAGUUUUUGAUUCUUGGGGAAUCACUUUAUAAUACUACUGAUUUCAAGAAUUUUGCUAUUGGUUUGGUUGGUAGACACAGCUUUGGUUACUCCGGUGCACCUAUUAGGUAUCCUGAUGAUCAAUUCGACCGUAUUUGGCAGCCAUUUGGGCAGAGUAAUUCAACCAAAGCAAACACUGGCAAUGUUUCUGUUUCUGGCUUUUGGAAUCUUCCACCUUCAAAGGUAUUCGAAACACAUCUAGGAUCGGAUCAAUUAGAGUCCUUGGAACUGAGAUGGCCUACAGCAUCACUUCCAAGCUCCAAAUACUACAUUGCUCUAUACUUUGCUGACAACACUGCUGGAUCAAGAAUUUUUAACAUAAGUGUAAAUGGUGUACAUUAUUACCAUGAUUUGAAUGCGAUCCCAUCCGGUGUUGUUGUCUUUGCCAACCAAUGGCCUCUUUCUGGUCCUACAACAAUAACUUUAACUCCUUCAGCUAGUUCAUCUUUGGGGCCCCUAAUUAAUGCCGGUGAAAUUUUUAAUGUCUUGUCUCUUGGAGGAAGAACUUCUACUCGCGAUGUUAUUGCUCUGGAAAGGGUCAAAAAGAGUCUUCGAAAUCCUCCACUUGAUUGGAGUGGUGAUCCUUGUAUGCCUCGACAAUAUUCAUGGACUGGUAUCACAUGCUCGGAAGGAUCCAAUAUCCGCGUAGUGACUUUAAAUUUGACGAGUAUGGAUCUUUCAGGAUCUUUAUCGCCUUUCGUUGCCAAUAUGACAGCUUUGACCAACAUCUGGCUUGGAAAUAACAGUUUAUCCGGACAGAUUCCUAACCUCCGUUCACUAACGAAGUUGGAGACACUGCACCUGGAAGACAAUCAAUUCAGUGGAGAGAUUCCCUCGUCCCUAGGGAACAUCGGAAGCUUAAAAGAAGUAUUUUUACAAAGCAACAAUUUAACUGGUCAAGUUCCAGCAAACCUCAUUGGAAAACCGGGAUUGAUCGUCAGAACUUCUGGAAAUAAUUUCUUGUCACCUCCAGCACCUUGAGAUAAAAAGACUUUCCUUUCGUCAAGAUUCUUUCGCCCUUAGAUUAUUCUGGAUUUGGUGAAAAUUCUUCAUUUUCAACUUUAAACCGAAGAUCGAAGUUCAAUACAACCUUCUCUCGCGGGAGAGCAUACAGAUUUAUUGUUUUGGCUUGGAGUAUAUACUUUCAUAUUGGCGGAAACGAUUCGUUCAACUUUGGUUCUCAGUUCCUUGAAAAUUGUAAUGUUCUUCGAAUUUGUAUCGUUACAUAUCAUUGUAUAGUCAUUAUUUAUUGUUUUAU
Vicia villosa (hairy vetch) is the source of this 2128-nucleotide messenger RNA. RefSeq names its product putative leucine-rich repeat receptor-like serine/threonine-protein kinase At2g14440. The transcript has 8 exons. NCBI's taxonomy places the organism in Eukaryota, Viridiplantae, Streptophyta, Magnoliopsida, Fabales, Fabaceae. Bases 319 to 1851 code for a protein of 510 amino acids. Gene Ontology annotation, molecular function: protein binding. The record is from RefSeq and is a predicted model, not a curated record.